GCCGGGGAAAAGAAAGGGAGGAAGGAAGGAACAAGAAAAGGAAAUAAAAGAGAAAGGGGGAGGGGAUAAGAAGCUAGCUGUGCGGCCUCCGUCCGGGGAGGCGCAGGAGAAAAACUUGUCGGGGUCCUCCUCAGCCCCUCCCGGAGCGCGGCCGCCAGGCCAGUGGAGCCGGGGCGCGGGGCGCGGGGCGGGGGCGGAGGCGCCGGGGCGGGGGAUGCGGGGCCGCCGCGCAGCCCCCCGGCCCUAAAAGCCAGUGGAGCGCCGUUCCCGACGCCCAGCGCCGCCCGGCCCGCAGCUCUCGCCGCCUCUCCCGUCCGGACCCGUCUAGCCGGGGCGUCCGGGCGGAGCCCUCGUCCGCCUGGUCAGGGGUGUGCGUCGUGGGAGGCCGAAGCCAUGGAUCCCGGGCAGCAGCCACCGACCCAGCCGGCCCCCCAGAGCCAAGGGCAGCCGCCCGCCCAGACCCCCCAGGGGCAGGGCCCGCAGUCCGGGCCUGGACAGCCGGCGCCCCCGGGGUCCCAGGCGGCGCAGCAGGCCCCUCCCGCCGGGCACCAGAUCGUGCACGUCCGGGGGGACUCGGAGACCGAUCUGGAGGCGCUCUUCAACGCCGUCAUGAACCCCAAGACAGCCAACGUGCCCCAAACCGUACCCAUGAGGCUCCGGAAACUACCCGACUCCUUCUUCAAGCCGCCGGAGCCCAAAUCCCACUCCCGGCAGGCAAGUACGGAUGCCGGCACUGCAGGAGCCCUGACUCCUCAGCAUGUUCGUGCUCAUUCCUCUCCAGCUUCCCUGCAGCUGGGGGCGGUUUCUCCUGGGACACUGACCCCCACUGGAGUAGUGUCUGGCCCAGCAGCUGCACCUGCUGCCCAACACCUCCGACAGUCGUCUUUUGAGAUACCUGAUGAUGUACCUCUGCCAGCGGGCUGGGAGAUGGCAAAGACAUCUUCCGGUCAGAGAUACUUCUUAAAUCACAUUGAUCAGACAACGACAUGGCAGGACCCCAGGAAGGCCAUGCUCUCUCAGUUGAACGUUACGGCCCCCACCAGUCCACCAGUGCAACAGAAUAUGAUGAAUGCGGCCUCUGGUCCUCUUCCCGAUGGAUGGGAACAAGCCAUGACUCAGGAUGGAGAAAUUUACUAUAUAAACCAUAAGAACAAGACCACUUCUUGGCUAGACCCAAGGCUUGACCCUCGUUUUGGUAAAGCCAUAAACCAGAGAAUCAGUCAGAGUGCUCCAGUGAAACAGCCACCACCCCUGGCUCCCCAGAGCCCACAGGGAACAGUCAUGGGUGGCGGCAACUCCAACCAGCAGCAACAGAUGAGGCUUCAGCAACUGCAGAUGGAAAAAGAAAGACUGCGACUGAAGCAGCAAGAACUGCUUCGGCAGGUGAGGCCACAGGCAAUGCGGAAUAUCAAUCCCAGCACAGCAAAUUCUCCAAAAUGUCAGGAAUUAGCGCUCCGUAGCCAGUUACCCACACUGGAGCAGGAUGGAGGGACUCAAAAUCCAGUAUCUUCUCCGGGGAUGUCUCAGGAACUGAGAACAAUGACUACCAAUAGCUCAGAUCCUUUUCUUAACAGUGGCACCUAUCACUCUCGAGAUGAGAGUACAGACAGUGGACUAAGCAUGAGCAGUUACAGUGUCCCUCGAACCCCGGAUGACUUUCUGAACAGUGUUGAUGAAAUGGAUACAGGUGAUACUAUCAACCAAAGUACCCUACCCUCACAGCAGAACCGUUUCCCGGAUUACCUUGAAGCCAUUCCUGGGACAAAUGUGGACCUUGGAACACUGGAAGGAGAUGGAAUGAACAUAGAAGGAGAGGAGUUGAUGCCAAGUCUGCAGGAAGCUUUGAGUUCUGACAUCCUUAAUGACAUGGAAUCUGUUUUGGCUGCCACCAAGCUAGAUAAAGAAAGCUUUCUUACCUGGUUAUAGAGCCCUCAGGUAGACUGAAUUCUAAAUCUGUGAAGGAUUUAAGGAGAUAAGACAUAUAUAUAGAUAUACCUGAAAUUCCCAAAUAAGUCAGUUGCAAUCUUCUGGCUAAUACAGAAAAAGAUGAACCAACGUCCAGCAAGAUUCUUUCAUCCACUAUUUUGCUCUUCCUUGUCCAUGCUGCUGUUAAUAUAUUGCUGACCUCUUUCAUAGUUGGCUCUAAAGAAUCAAAAAAACAAAAACAAAAAAAAACCUUUUUUGUUUCUUUUGCUAUUAUAACUACUGUUCAUUUGGGGGCUGGGGAAAGUGAGCCUGUUUGGAUGAUGGAUGCCAUUCCUUUUGCCCAGUUAGAUGUUCACCAAUCAUUUUAACUAAAUACUCAGACAUGGAAGUAAAAUGCUUCCUGCCACAGCAUUUAGUUUGUUCAAGCAAUUGUUUCUUCAGCUGCCUUUGGCCAGUGGGAAAACAUGACUUACUAGUCUGACAAGCCAAAAAUGUUGCAUUUGAUAUUAAGUACUUAAUGCUGAUUUGAAGAGAUAGUUGGAACUAAGGCUAAAGACUGUUUUACCUUCAGUGUUUGUUUCCUCCUAGAGCUAUCAUUAGUCACAUAGUGACUUGAUUUUAUUUUGGGGAGCUUAUAAGGUAUGAGACAAUUUCCAUAGAAAUAUAUUAAUUAUCACCACAUACUCUAGUAUAGGUUUACUGUUUUGUUUUGGUUUGGGGGGUUGAUUGGUUUUGUCAGAACCUACACAAACUCCCAAGUUAGUAAAUCUCUUUAUAGUUGUAGCUUAGGAAGGUUAUUAUAGUUCUUUUGGUGAAAUCUACAUUUCCGAGUUUUUUACUGCCUUAUUUAAAUCUUGAUUUUCUGUUCUCUCUAUAUAUACCUGCACAUACUUAAAAUGUUUAUGAUUGUGUGAUAGCAGAAUAUAUCAUUUUUUUAGGUUUCCCUACUUUUCAAUUUAUUUUAAAAUGGUAGCUUUGAAUGUAAGCAUUUAGAAUACAUGACUAGUAGAUUAUAUUUCACAGAUAGUUUAAAUCUGGUUGGGGCAGUCUGCAGGUGUUUGGGGUAGUUUCGUGUUCUAGAAAAGGCUAUUAUUAUGAAUAGUGUCUAGGGGAGUACCCUCUGGACCCACAAUAAAUAUUAUUUGAUGAAUUUGAAAGGAACAAACAAAUGGCUUUAUUUUCCUUUUGUUACUCCCUUGGACUAAUUUUAAGUCUUGAUGGGAAAUCAUUGAGUAGGCUCAUAAUGUGCAUGAAAGAAGUAAGCUUUAUAUAGUGGUUUACCUUCACUAAGGUUUGGAAGUUUACCAUCGAAGUAAAUUCUAGCUCUGGAAGUAAAUUCUUCUUUAGUUUUCAUUUGUAAUGAACAUAUUAAAGACUAGAUUGAAAAACUGCCUACAAGCUUUUUCUUCUUACAAGACUUGCCCCUUAUACUUCCAUAUGCUGAGAGUUGACCAUGGACAGUGUAUAGAAUACUGCAAGGUCAUGAGUUGCUGGUAAAGUGAUCAGAUUAAUAACUGUAUAUUGGUAGUUGAAUUUAGCAAAGAAAUAGAGAUAAUCAUGAUUAUACUUUUAUUUUUACAGGAAGAGAUGUAAUUAGAGUAUGUGUCUACAGGAGUAAUAAUGGUUUCCAAAGAGUAUUUUUUAAAGGAACAAAAAUGAGCAUAAAUCAACUUUUCAGUAUAAGCUAUGAAGUAAUAGUUGGUUGUCACUUAUAAUGGUACCAGCUAGCACCUCUGUAAUUAAGGGUCCUUCAAUGUUUCUAGGAUAAGCCCUUAUUUUCAAGGGUUUAUGACAGACAUGCAAUCUCUUUCCUGGCUAAAGGUACUAUGAAAAGCCUCAGCUUGGAAAGAUUUUUUUUUUUUUCUAAUUAAAAAAUCUAAUUAUUUUGGCCCUUUAAUUUAGGAGUGCAAAAGUUGAAAGAAGCUUUAUAUUAAAUACUUUCAGUGCUCAGAAAAUGCAAUCACUAUGUUGUACAGAAUGAUUUAUAGGUCAGUCAUUCAUAAUAAUUGACUGGCUUUUAUUAAGAAAACAGCAGAGAGAUUAAAUCUUGAAUUAAGUCUGGGGAGAAAUGGCCACUGUGCAGAUGCAUUGAGUUUUAGAGCAAUAAUGAAAUUCUACUUACAAUGCAUAAUUGAGAAUAUGGAUGGUACAGCAUGUUGUUUUUUUAAUGUGCAGAAGAUCAAAGCUAUUUGGAAGGAAUGCCUACAAUAUGCCAGUAAGACACAAAUUAAGAUUUGCAUUUUAUAUAUCAGCAGAGUAGCUUUAGAUUAGGGAAAGCUGGGAAGGUAGGGAGGGUGUAAAGACUUAGUGGGCCCUUGAUAGAGAACUUUAUAAGCUUCUUUCUCUUCAAUAAAGACUAGUCUUGCAUCUCCCUGUCAUUAAAGGCAGUUGCUCCUAAAAUUUCAAUCACUUAAGUACCCCCCCCCCGAAAAACAAGAAUAUGCAGGUUUUCAUUUCCCCUCAACCUUAAUUUGCCCAGUUAUACCUCAAUGUUGUAGCAACACUGUGGUACCCGACACAGUGCUUUGAUCUUACUAUACCGUCUGUACUGACCUGAAGGAGAUCACAAGAGUCCUUUCUCGUUUUGAGUUUGAAUCACAACCUUGAUGUGGUCUUUGUUUUAUGUCAUUGUUCCUAAUGUAAAGGCAUCUAACUACUUCUUGGUUAUAUUGAGUAGCAUUGGGAUAAGACUUUAACUGGGUAUUCUUGAAUUGCUUUUACAAUAAACCAAUUUUAUAAUCUUUAAAUUUA
This is a messenger RNA of Choloepus didactylus (southern two-toed sloth), 4677 nucleotides long. It is a transcript of the gene YAP1, whose product is annotated as Yes1 associated transcriptional regulator. Gene Ontology annotation, molecular function: transcription corepressor activity; protein binding; transcription coactivator activity. Gene Ontology annotation, biological process: hippo signaling; positive regulation of transcription by RNA polymerase II. Lineage: Eukaryota; Metazoa; Chordata; Mammalia; Pilosa; Megalonychidae. The transcript is spliced from 9 exons. The coding region runs from base 394 to 1926 and encodes 510 amino acids. Gene Ontology annotation, cellular component: cytoplasm; nucleus. The record is from RefSeq and is a predicted model, not a curated record.